CAUCAUCGCACAUGGACGGGCUGCACAUUUGUCUGCUGGUUCUCUUGGGAGUUGUUUGUUGCAGCGAUGGUCAGAUUUCUGGAUCAGUGUUGGAGGUGACAGUCAGAGCAGGAGACAACAUCACUCUUCACUGUGACUGCAAACUUUCAACUGGAGUAUACAUAGUGUGGUACAGGAACUGCUCCCAUGAGAACCAGCCUGCUCUUGUCUUUAGAAAAAAACUUGGUUCAUUGAAGGGCGCGAAUGCUGAUGCUAGUUAUAGUUUGAGGAUUUUCCCUCGUUUUAGAUUUGUCAGAAACUUUUCUUCUGAAUCCUACGACCUGCUGAUCGAGAACAUCACUGAUGUGGAUGAGGGCCUCUACUACUGUGGAACUGAACAUCGAAAAGUUGAGGAUCAGAACUGUAUUACUAUCAGACAUGAUUACAGAUAUGGCAACGUCACAACAAGGAUCAUAUUCAACUCCAGUGAGCCUCAUAAGCCUGAGACUGCCCCUGACUGUGGUCUGUGCUGGAUGCUGCUGUUCUCUCUGUGUCCAGCAUCUGCUGGUCUCAGCUGUCUCCUCUCCUCUCUUGUGAUUUAUCAACUCUGUCAUAAAAAAGCUCAAGAACCUCAAGUUGAUCAGCAAACACCUGAAGCUAGAGGUGAAACAAGACUGAAUCAGGAUGAAGACGUGUGUUACGCUGCGCUGGAAAUCCGCAAGCCACCACAGAGACCAAAGGCGAAGAAAGCCAGGAGUUCUGACUACAGCACCUAUUCUGCCAUCAAUACUUUGAAUGUGCAGAGCUCCUAAAGCCCCUGCUCCUGUUUCAUUGCUUCGGAUUGACCGUGCCAUGAACCACGGUGUGUACAAGUUCAUUCAUUCUUCACAGAAUAUGUGUUCCUCAUGUAUCUUAUUUCCUCACACCACACGUAUAACAGAUUAAAAAUGGAUGAGCUGUAAUAUUAAAAAAAACCUUCAGAUAAAAAAACUGUUUGUUGUUUGAUUACA
This is a messenger RNA of Chelmon rostratus (copperband butterflyfish), 989 nucleotides long. RefSeq lists its product as uncharacterized. The transcript is spliced from 5 exons. The record is from RefSeq and is a predicted model, not a curated record. NCBI's taxonomy places the organism in Eukaryota, Metazoa, Chordata, Actinopteri, Chaetodontiformes, Chaetodontidae. The coding region runs from base 12 to 791 and encodes 259 amino acids.